Molecule: messenger RNA, 2884 nt
Organism: Diorhabda sublineata
Lineage: Eukaryota; Metazoa; Arthropoda; Insecta; Coleoptera; Chrysomelidae
Product: probable pyruvate dehydrogenase E1 component subunit alpha, mitochondrial
Exons: 8
Coding region: 154-1344 (396 amino acids)
Biological process (GO): pyruvate decarboxylation to acetyl-CoA
Cellular component (GO): intracellular membrane-bounded organelle
Molecular function (GO): pyruvate dehydrogenase (acetyl-transferring) activity
Source: RefSeq, a predicted model, not a curated record
UCAAAAUGACAUUAAUGACGUUAUACAUUAUUAGAAGGUUAUGAAGAUUAACAGAUAAUUUUAAUAGAAAAGAAACACCAGGGACGUAGUCGGCUUUACAUAAGUUCACAUUUUAUAAGAUUUUUCUUCAAUAUCUGUAAUUUUCCAAGCAAAAUGCUCCCGAGUUGUUUUAGGAAUAUUUGUAAAAAUAGUGUUUUGCCCAAAAAAACGUUCGGAGGAGCAUUUUCGAAAAAUAACUUCGCUACAGAGGCAACAUUUGAGACAAAACCUUACCGUUUACAUAAAUUAGACACAUCUCCUUCAACCACUGUAACAAUCAAUAGAGAAGAUGCAAUCAAAUUUUAUACACAAAUGAACACAAUUAGAAGAAUAGAAACUGCAGCAGGGAACCUUUAUAAAGACAAAAUCAUCAGGGGAUUUUGUCAUUUAUAUUCGGGACAGGAAGCCGUAGCUGUGGGAAUAAAAGCAGCUCUACGUCCACAUGAUGGUGUAAUUACAGCAUACAGAGCACAUGGUUGGUCCUAUAUUAUGGGUGUUUCACCAUUAGGGGUCUUAGCUGAACUUUGUGGACGACAAAAAGGUUGUGCUAAAGGCAAGGGAGGAUCUAUGCACAUGUACUCUGAUAAUUUCUACGGUGGAAAUGGAAUUGUAGGAGCUCAGGUACCAUUGGGAGUAGGUAUUGCAUUAGCUGCUAGAUACAAAGGUACUGAUGGUGUAUGUGUUGCCCUUUACGGUGACGGUGCUGCUAACCAAGGGCAAGUAUUUGAAGUCUACAACAUGGCAAAAUUAUGGAAUCUUCCUUGUAUUUUUGUAUGUGAAAACAAUGGUUAUGGUAUGGGAACCAGUUCAGAAAGGGCAGCUGCUAGUACUAAUUACUAUUCUAGAGGAGAUUACAUCCCUGGUAUAUGGGUAGAUGGUAUGGAUGUUUUAGCAGUGAGGGAAUGCUUCAGGUUUUCAGUGGAUUAUGCCGGUAGUGGUAAAGGACCACUUGUUAUUGAAGCCGCAACUUACAGAUAUUCCGGUCAUUCCAUGUCAGAUCCAGGUACUAGUUACAGAACAAGAGACGAAAUCCAAGAAGUACGACAAACUAGAGAUCCGAUAACUUCUUUUAAAGAAAAAAUUAUUUCGGCUAAUUUAGUAACAGCCGACGAAAUAAAAAAAAUCGACGGGGAAAUUAGAUCGCAAGUUGAUGAAGCUACAAAACAAGCAAAAAUUGACGCGGAAAUUGGUUUAGACGAACUACCGGCUGAUGUAUAUUCACAAAGUUUAGAACCCAAAAUUAGGAACGUCGAUCCAUUCAAACCCCUUGUACAUAAACGAUUAGGCGCAGCCGUUAAUAUAUAAACGAAAUAAUAAGAAAAAAAUCACAAGAUUGACAUAUUUCCUUAUUUUUAUUGAAAAAUUGUUGAUAUAUUUGCGAAGAAGUUAAAAGGGUUAUUUAUUCAUUAACGUACCAGUAAGAUUUUAAGUAGUGAAUAAUUAUCGCAUCAAAUUUAGUUUAGGAUUAAAACCAAAUAAGUAUAGGAAUUAUGUACUAAAAAAAUUGAACAAACUUCAUAUUUAUUAUGAAUAUAUAUUUUAGUGUUUUUGUACUAUAACCCAGCGUUUCUUAAAAAUUCUUCUAAGGAGUUUUAUAUUAAUAAAAUGAGUUGUAAAGGCUAUUCUACUUACCAACUACGAAUAAUAAACCAAUUUGUGCAGUUAUAACUUGUUUAUAUACAACAAAAACACAUUUUAAUGAUACAAAAUAAAACCCAACACCAUCCGGUUUAGUCAUUGAUCAGUAUAUUUCCUCUGGCGACCAACACGAUUUUAUAUCUUCAAAUAUUUUAUCAAACGGUCAUUUUUUCAUAGAUGUUUUGUGAUAUCGGUGGGUAUUUACAUAAACUAGACAAUUGGAGGGUUAAAACCACUCUGCAAGUGAUUUUUCUGUAAUCACAUACGAUUUACUUAUUGUAUUGUAUAUAUAUAUAUAUAUAUAUAUAUGUAAAACAGCACAGCGGUCAGCCUUAUUAACUUCUAAAAUACUUUAUUUUUUUAUUGUCCAAUUUUUUAUACCCAACGUAACUAAUUUCUAUAUUAAAAAUUCCAAAUAUUUAUCUUGAUUUUAUUAUUAAAAUAAAAAGUUGAUUGUUUAAAAUAAUGUAAUUUUUGGUAACAAACUUCUUAUAUUUACAAUAAAUAACCCUAAAAUUAAAACAAAUUCGACUAUUAUUAUAAAAAAAAAAAAGAAAAAUUAAAACAAUUGUACAUAAAAUCACGAAAUAAAAUACUUUAUUUAAAAUUCCCUUGUUUCUAUUCAAUUGUUGCCGGUAGAAGACUCAAAAUAUCUUUGUCUUUUCUUCCCUUCUUUUGGAAGAUGCUGUAUGGUAUAUUGGAUACUCUGUUCUAUAAUCAGCGCAGGAUUAUCUAAAAAUGAAAAUAAUCGAAUCCGUUAUUUUACAGUUGUUGUGGCUGUUUUUAUACGUACAAUUUUCUGUGAAGCCCUUUUUAUAAGAGAUUUCCAAGAAUCAGAAUUUUCCAGAAAGUGAGGUAGUGUAUAUAAACGAGUUACUAACACCCAAUCAGAAAAUCAUUCAAUGUCAUAUUUUAAAUAAAUUAAUGUAUCAUGUUGUGUAUUUGGUGUUCAUUUAUAAAUAAAUAAAGUCUGUAUACAUUAACAGACAAAUAUAUUUAGUUUAACUCAAUUUAACUAUCAAUUAUGUCAUUUUUGAUAAGUUUUACCAUAUAACCCAGUGUAGGGAGUUUCACCUCACCAAAUAAUACAGUUUAUCAAAUUUAAGUAGAGAAGUCAAACUUAACGAAAAGAAAAAGCGUUAAAGUCGAAGUUAAACGUCCCAAAUGACAAAUAAUGGUUCUAAUAAACUUACAAGGUAUCUAUAAA